Molecule: messenger RNA, 2880 nt
Organism: Camelina sativa (false flax)
Lineage: Eukaryota; Viridiplantae; Streptophyta; Magnoliopsida; Brassicales; Brassicaceae
Product: protein PSK SIMULATOR 1
Biological process (GO): positive regulation of growth
Source: RefSeq, a predicted model, not a curated record
GGGCUAAAACUUCUCACCAUCUGACACUCUCCAACUCCUCUCAACAGAACCUCCCUCCUCUAUUCAACUCAUCUCUCUCUCUCUCUCUCUCUCUCUCUCUCUUCUCCUCUCUCUCUUUUUCGAGUCGCGUUUCUUCUUUUGCUUGUAUAGAGACAUCUUCACGGUUUCCUCAUCCCAGAACUUGUCACUUCUCUCUGGAAGAAGAAGCCCAAGUGGUUAAGAAGAAGAAGAAGAAGAAGAAGAAGAAGAAGAAGAAGAAGAAGAAGAAGAAGAAGAAUCUGACUUCAAUCUAAUUCCCAGAUCCGAGUUUCUGACUCUUAGGUUUGUUAUAUGAGUAUCAAGGUUCUUUUACUGAGCAAUUUGCUCCAUUAAUGGACUGUUGCUCCUCUUAUACGGAUCAGGAUUUGCGAUUGCUGUGUUUUGCUUGUUACAUUGUUCAUCCUUUUGAAGUUUCGUAGAUCGAGUUGGCGUAUGGAGAGCUUCGAGAGAGUUUGAGAGCUGAUUUCGAUAAUAAAAGUUUGUAACUUGCUGUGAUGGGUGGGCUUUGUUCGAGGAGUUCUUCUGUAAAUAAUGCUCCUGGUGGAAGCUUUGCACAUGUUAAUGGUCAUUUAAAUAAUGGGUCUGAGGUGAAACUUCAGUCUGGUGAUGGCAGAGCGAGGGACAAAGUUGCUGAUCCUUCUCCUAUGAGGGAGGAGAAUGUGGAUGAUAAGCAGCAUACAUCAGAAUCGUUUUCGUUUCCUAAUUUGAAUGUAGUCUCUGGUGGAUCUCAUCCUCAGAAUAUCGAGGAUGGAAUCCCUCGUUUAUCCAGGGUUUUAUCUCAGAAAUCUAGAUCCACUAAGUCUAGGCAGGCUGCUGUGGCUAAGGUUUCAGAAGUAAGCUCUCUUUUGGGUAGGGCUGGCACUAUGGGACUUGGUAAAGCUGUUGAUGUGUUGGACACACUUGGGAGUAGCAUGACGAAUCUGAACCUUAGUGGGGGAUUUUCUUCUGCGACGACUGUUAAAGGGAAUAAGAUCUCAAUCUUGUCUUUUGAAGUCGCUAACACCAUCGUUAAAGGCGCCAAUCUUAUGCAUUCUCUUUCGAAAGAUAGCAUUACACAUUUGAAAGAGGCAGUGUUACCUUCAGAAGGUGUCCAAAACCUAAUAUCGAAAGACAUGGAUGAACUGUUGAGAACUGCUGCUGCGGAUAAAAGGGAAGAGUUGAGGAUCUUUUCUGGAGAGGUGGUGCGUUUUGGAAAUCGUUGCAAGGAUCCUCAAUACCACAACCUGGAUCGCUUCUUUGACAGGUUGGGCUCUGAAUUUACACCCCAGAAACAUUUGAAACAAGAAGCAGAAACCAUAAUGCACCAGCUGAUGUCAUUUGUUCAUUUUACAGCUGACUUGUAUCACGAACUCCAUGCGCUGGAUAGGUUUGAACAAGAUUACCAACGUAAGAUCCAGGAAGAAGAGAACCCAAGCACAGCACAACGAGGUGUGGGAGAUACACUUGCUAUCUUAAGAACUGAACUAAAAAGUCAGAAGAAGCAUGUAAGAAACUUGAAGAAAAAAUCUCUUUGGUCUAGGAUCUUGGAAGAGGUAAUGGAGAAACUCGUAGAUGUUGUCCAUUUCUUGCAUUUGGAGAUUCAUGAAGCCUUUGGUGGUGCAGAUCUUGAUAAGCCUGCAAAUGACCCGCCAAUCAAUCAUAAAAAAUUGGGCUCUGCUGGUCUUGCCUUACAUUACGCAAACAUCAUCACUCAAAUUGAUACUCUUGUAUCCCGGUCUAGCACUAUGCCUGCAAGCACAAGAGACGCAUUGUACCAAGGUUUACCCCCAAGUAUAAAAUCUGCUUUACGGUCCAGAAUACAGUCCUUUCAGACUAAGGAAGAGCUAACUGUUCCUCAAAUAAAAGCCGAAAUGGAAAAAACGUUGCAGUGGCUUGUUCCUGUUGCUACAAACACAACCAAAGCACAUCACGGGUUUGGAUGGGUUGGAGAAUGGGCAAGUUCCGGGUCAGAAGCGAACCAGAGACCUGCAGGACAAACAAUACUAAGGAUAGAUACACUUCACCAUGCAGAUAAAGAAAAAACUGAGGUUUACAUAUUAGACCUGGUGGUGUGGCUUCAUCAUCUCGUUACGCAAGUCAGGGCCACUACUGGUUAUGGUCUAAGAUCUCCGGUUAAGUCUCCAAUCAGAUCACCUAACCAGAAAACGAUCCAACUAUCCAGCGGUUCACACAACCCAAGUCAGGGUUCUCCGUUGCUGACAAUGGAGGAUCGAGAGAUGCUUAGAGACGUAAGCAAGAGGAGAAAAACACCAGGAAUAAGCAAGAGCCAAGAGUUUGAUACGGUGGCGAAAGCACGGCUUUCCAAGCACCACAGGCUAAGCAAAAGCAGUAGCCACUCGCCAAUGAUGGGAGAGAUGAUGAAAAAUAACAAGGAUACUUUCUCAACCAGAAGACCUUCUUCUGUUCCCAUCAUUGAUUUUGACAUUGAUCGCAUGAAAGCUCUUGAUGUGAUUGACCGCGUGGACACCAUCCGAAGCUUGUAGUUAACGAUGUCCACCCCAACUGUUGAAGUUCACAAUUGGGAUUGGACAGACGGUAAACACCAACGAUGAUAUGAUGAAAGAAUGUGGAUGUGAGUGAUCCCAUGGAUGCCAUCGAAAUUCGAAACCCUUUAUAGGUGUGAUGAUUCGGGUUACAAAAAUGGCAAGAGUUUAGUAGUAACUUUGUACUCUUUUUUUUUUUUUUUUUUUUUUUUUGGGUUUUAUGGGUGUAAGUUGGCUUGGUUUUGUAGCAUUUCCUUUGUAUUGUUCAUUUUUCUUGUUGGUUAGUUGUAUUGUGUACAUACAAAAAACGUUUCUACAUAUGAGAUCAUUUGGAGAAUAAAUAAUAAUAUAUUAUCUU